AGGCAUACUUUCAUUGGCAGGUCCGCGUUGGAGAUGCCCUUGGGAUCGUACUUUCGUUGUCAAAGCCACACAAGAGAUAAGGCGAGCCUGUGCCCACGAAAAUUCACCUGUGUCGAGUAGUUCGAUCUUCGGCUCAUUCUCCUCCAUUCAUUCCCACCAUCGCUCGAGUGAGCGAUCAGUGGCAUGGCGUUCAUGGCGAGCGGCAGGGUGGCGAUCGCUCAGACCAGAGCAAGGUUCGUCACUCCCCGCAGCCUCUUCAACUGGGGCAGAGGCGCAAAAGAAGCCGAGACGCCGCCGCCGCAGUUCCAGUACCACGGCGUGGAGCCGCCGUUCCCCAUGUCGCUCGUGGCCAACACGCACCUCAGAGGACGCGAGCUCAGCUGCUGUUACAGGGCCACCGUUGACGGCUUCAGCGCGACGGACUUCCACCGGCGGUGCGACUUCAAGGGCCCCUGCGUCGUCGUCGGCUACACGGCGGGGGGCUCCUUCAGGUUCGGCGGGUUCAGCCCGGAGGGGUACCGCAGCACGGACGACUACUACGACACGCUCGACGCCUUCCUCUUCUACUGGCCGCCGGCAGCGCCGGAGGACACCGCCGCUGCCGUUCCGGUGGUGCUGCCCAAGGUGGGCGGGAGCGGCGCUGCGCUGUUCGACUACUCGCGGGGCGGGCCGCAGUUCGGCGCCGACGGGCUGCUCAUCGGCCUGCCGCUCACCGCCGUGAUGGGGGUGUUCACGGGGCCCGACGCCAGCGUCGGCGUCGGCGACCUCCGGCGCGCGCGGUCACGGCUCGGGCUGUCCUACGCGAAGAGGGAGGACGGCAAGGAGAGCCUGUUCGGCGACGAGUCCAAGGUCGAACUCGACGAGGUGCUGGUCUUCUGUAGCCCACAGAUUGCCAGCAUGUACUAGCUCAGUUUGCUUAGAGUUAUGGGUGGAUUAUUAAGCUAACCAGUAAAAGAGGAUGCUCUCUUUGUCCCGUUCUUCCAAAUGUUAAUGGGAAUCCUAAAAGGCAUGUAAAUUCGUCAUUGUUUCCAUUCAUUCAAGUGGUUUAGGCUGA
Triticum dicoccoides is the source of this 1054-nucleotide messenger RNA. RefSeq lists its product as uncharacterized. The transcript has a single exon. NCBI's taxonomy places the organism in Eukaryota, Viridiplantae, Streptophyta, Magnoliopsida, Poales, Poaceae. The record is from RefSeq and is a predicted model, not a curated record. The coding region runs from base 184 to 906 and encodes 240 amino acids.